Messenger RNA from Pseudomyrmex gracilis, 1553 nucleotides. RefSeq names its product protein jagged-1-like. The record is from RefSeq and is a predicted model, not a curated record. Gene Ontology annotation, biological process: cell communication. The transcript has 7 exons. NCBI's taxonomy places the organism in Eukaryota, Metazoa, Arthropoda, Insecta, Hymenoptera, Formicidae. The coding region runs from base 39 to 1289 and encodes 416 amino acids. Gene Ontology annotation, cellular component: membrane.
CUUUAUCCUCACAGUCUUAACUCGGACGACGAACCGAGAUGAUGAUCGGACUGUUGCUCUUUGUCAUUCUUCCGUAUCAACUCGCGCAACCGGACGCAAACAACAAUGGACUAAUUGGACUCGUCGCGACUCUAAGUUUUUCCGUGCUGCCCAUCGGAAUCGCCGUUAGCACCAGAUAUGUUCCAAAAUGGAAGAAGCAAGCGUGCGAAAUACCAGCGUCCCAACAUCCCAACUCGCACUACGUCUGCGACGAAGCUGGCGAAGUGAAAUGUUUGCCAGGAUGGACCGGAGAUCUUUGCGACGUGCCGAUUUGCCGCAAGGGUUGCGAUCCUCUGCAGGGCUACUGUCGACGACCGGGAGAGUGCCGUUGCAAACUUGGUUUCUACGGCGAUCUGUGCGACAAGUGCGUGGCUCUACCUGGAUGUCAGCACGGAAGAUGUAACGUAAGCUUCGAGUGCUCCUGCGAUCCCGGUUGGAAGGGCAUGUUCUGCUCCGAACCGAUCUGCGCUUCCGAUUGUCUACCCAAUCAGGGUUACUGCGAAAAACCCGGCGAGUGCAGAUGUCGAUUGGGUUGGCAGGGAUCUAAGUGCAAGCAGUGCGCGGUGCUGCCGGGUUGCGCCCACGGGACCUGCCAAGGACCUCUGGAGUGUCGAUGCAACCCGGGUUGGACUGGAUUACUUUGUCAAACACCGAUAUGCGCGCAAGGAUGCAGCCGGGAGCACGGCGGCUGCAAACGACCGGGUACGUGCAGAUGCCGCGUCGGUUGGACGGGACCGAAUUGCACCGAGUGCGUGCCGUAUCCCGGCUGCGUUCACGGUUCGUGCAAACGGCCGUGGGAAUGCAGAUGCGAGCCCGGCUGGGCGGGCGAUCUCUGCAACGAGAAACUCACCUACUGCGAGGAGCAUCCCAACACUUGCCGAAACAAUGCCACCUGCAUCAGCAUGAGUCCCGAGGACGGCAAUUAUAGAUGCAUCUGUCCCCUGGGCUACAUGGGUCGACAGUGUCAGAUAAAAACGAUGGUACCGUCGACGGAUCUGGUGCCGCCGAUUCCCGACACGGAAUUGUCGCAGCAGAUUCAAAAUCUUGCGAAUAAAACGGAAGGAUCUUCGAACGAGGACAAAACUGGAGAAGAAUCUACCAACGAGAAAGAGCAAACCGCGGAACCGCUCGGACCCAUAGUGAUCACGGACCCGCCGAUGACCAUCGCAGAUUCGGCUGCGACCGCGGGAAAAUGGCCGACGGAAAUGACCACGGAAUCGAACGAAGGAGACGACGAGAAUGAGACAUAAAAUGAAACAAUUUUCUGACACAGUUCUCUAUUUUUCUUUUUUUUUGCUCUCUCUCUAUUUAUUUUACUUCUUUAUUUAUUUAUUUAUUUAUUUACCCCAAGUUGCAUGUUUUCUACGUAACUUAUAAAAUAUUUGAAUAAAAGAUAAUUUUGUAUAUUAUUACUGACUGAUAAAACAAAAUUAUCUUUGUCCAUUAAGUUAUAUAAUCGAUGUAUAACAUGUAUACACACACUUUUGCGAAAUAUAUGCGUAUAAAAAAAUAUA